Molecule: messenger RNA, 2098 nt
Organism: Ipomoea triloba (trilobed morning glory)
Lineage: Eukaryota; Viridiplantae; Streptophyta; Magnoliopsida; Solanales; Convolvulaceae
Product: putative protein TPRXL
Exons: 5
Coding region: 341-1717 (458 amino acids)
Biological process (GO): cortical microtubule organization
Cellular component (GO): cortical microtubule
Source: RefSeq, a predicted model, not a curated record
GUCAGUUGUGUCAGUGUGUUGUCAACACUCAAAAGAGUUGCUUAAUGGCUGUUUUCUUUGUAAAAAUAGAUUCUUUAAUAAUUUUUGAGUUCAUAUAUAGUCUAGAUCCAUUGAAAUCUUCUUUGUUUAUCCCCUUUCUUGGUGGAAGAAAACGUAUUUGAUUGGAUGAGAAUCAUGAGAUGAGUGGUUUCUUUGAUUUGGAGUUAAAUUUUCUGGGAUUUGCUCUGUUGUGAAUGUGUUGUAGAUAGGGGAUUUUGUGCCAAUUUGUUAAUUUUCUUGCUAAAGUUUGGAUUUUGGGAUUGGAAUUGGAAUGGGAUUGAAUUAACUUGUGUGGGGAUUUAUGGAUUUGCAAAAGCAGGCUUCAGUACAGUGCAGGGUUCAAGAGAGGACUCUUGGGAUGGUGAUGAAAGAGGUAGAUGAAGAUCUUGCUAUCUUCCUUCAAAGGCGGCGCAAUGGAGAGGAGAGGAAGCAUUAUGUUUGUCCUCAGAACUCAGAGGAGUUGAAUGAUUUGAUUGUUGAAGAAUCGCGAGAUGAUCAGAGGUAUUUGGUAUCAAAUGAGACAUUGACAAGGCCUACUACACAGAUGGCAAUGGAAAAGUUUCUGAGUUCUGAGAAUGAAGAAGGAGACUAUGAAUGGCUUCUUUCACCCCCGCGUGUGCCUUCAUAUAGUUCAUCGGACACUGAGGAGCAGAAAGCUAUAGCGAAUCCAACGAGGGCAAGUUCAGAUUCAACUCCUUUGAAAUAUACGAGCACGGAUUCUCUGGAGGAUAAAACCUCACAAAAUAUGUCGUCUGUUCAUCCUUCUACUGCUACCAGCAAAUGUGCUUCUUUGCCUAACAAGAACGCUUCUCGUGCUGGAAGUGGAAUGCCAUCAGCGGAGGCAAGAAAAUCGACUUCUUCUAGGUCUGCAACGCCCACUAGACAACAACGUGCGCGUUCGAGAGCUUCCACACCUUCUUCACUAGCAUCGUUGGUUUCUGCUAAGCCUGUUGCUGUUCCAGCAAGGUCUUCAACUCCAGUUAGAGCCAAUUCGCGGUCUUCCACCCCAACUGCUAGAGCCACGGUUUCAGCCCCUUCAAAGUCUGCAACACCAACUCAUAGGCCAUCGACUACAUCUAGCUCGUCUGCAGUUUCUGCUAGAUCUUCAUCGGUGCCAAAACGAGCUCCCACUAUGCCAAGAAAUCUGUCAUCUUCUAGUGGUACUUCUCCAACCGUGACAUCCAGGCCAAGUUUGUCACGUGAUGAUUCCACUAAAAGGCCUUCUUCUGCAUCCAGGGUGAGGCCAAGUUCUCCUCUUCUUCGACCACCUACUACUAACAAUGCCACUGAUGAAAUUUCGCGGUGUAAAUCACACUCUUCUUCAAGAAGUAAAACCCCUACUAUUACAGCUCCUGGCAGUGGGAGCACUUCGGUUUCCAGGAGUAGAGGACACAGCGUUAAUAAAGAUGAUGUGAAUCCCGUACUGGCGGGAACAAAGAUGGUUGAAAGAGUUGUAAACAUGAGAAAACUAGCUCCAGCCAAGCCAGACAGCCACCUAUCUAACAAAGACGCCUCCAAAAAGUCAUCGUAUUCUCAAGAGAGUUCAGGCUUUGGGACGUCCUUCUCCAAGAAGGCUCUCGACAUGGCUCUGAGGCAUAUGGAUAUAAAACGCAGAACUCCUGGUAAUUUGCGCCCAGUAUCAACUGGGGCUCCACCUGCCCCAAUGAAUGGGGUUUGAAAAUAGCCUGUUAUAAAUGUGGCUGCAAGGGAGGACAGAGUCCCCGCCCUCGGAUCCAAUAGAUCAAGCGCGCUGUCUCAGGUAAUUGCUGAGAACCCGAGGUACAUAGUUUAGCUGUAAGGAGAAUGAACAUGGCAAUCAACACACAUUGCAUUUGGAUUUAUUUUUCAAAGAUCCUUUUGCAAUAGCAGUGGCAGUCCCUGUGCUGCUGUGUGAUGCUGCUUGUGUAGCAAGAACUAGUUACAUCUUGUAUAACUUGGCAUGUCAAUUCAGAGUAGCUGUGCAUGCUGAUAUGCUAUGAUUCAUGAAAUGAACAAAUUCAUACUAGAUUUUACACCAACUCUAUUGUAUGAUUGCAUCAAUAAAAGUUACUUUCAUCCA